Nanorana parkeri is the source of this 1364-nucleotide messenger RNA. It is a transcript of the gene SARAF, whose product is annotated as store-operated calcium entry associated regulatory factor. The coding region runs from base 199 to 1131 and encodes 310 amino acids. Lineage: Eukaryota; Metazoa; Chordata; Amphibia; Anura; Dicroglossidae. The transcript has 6 exons. Gene Ontology annotation, cellular component: endoplasmic reticulum membrane. The record is from RefSeq and is a predicted model, not a curated record. Gene Ontology annotation, biological process: regulation of store-operated calcium entry.
GCGAGUCUCCGCCCCCGGCUCUACGUUCAGCCAAUCGCUGCAAGACAGGUAGAAGGAACAGGAAGACUUCAACCUGAAUGAUGAAACUCAUUGUAAUGCGACAUCAAUAAUAACAUCGGCCGGUUAGUGUGUGUACUCAUAUUAAAAGGAGAUUGGUGGAGAUCACAUCAUCCUGUGACUGAUCGCUUCGUGGUGGAGAUGUCACCUGUGGCUGUAGUAUCCUUCCUGUGUCUGCUGGCCGUGGUGCAGCUAUCGGGUGUCCAGGGCUGGAGCCAAAAUGAUAGAGUCUUGCUGAAGGAUAUUCAGGCGAUCACACUUUAUUCAGACAGAUACACUAACGCACGACGCUCAUCCCCUAUUCCUCAGUUGAAAUGUAUUGGCGGCAAUGCUGGCUGUAGCGCUAUGACCCCACAGGUGGUACAGUGCCACAACAGAGGGUGGGAUGGCAUUGAUGUCCAGUGGGAGUGUAAGGUGGACAUGGAUAAUGCUUACCGAUUUGGGAAAAUUGAAGUGAGCUGUGAGGGUUUCGAUUAUCCCAAUGAUCCAUAUGUCCUGAGCGGAUCGUGUGGUUUGGAGUACACACUGGAACUUACAGAAGAAGGCCGAAAGAGAUCUCAAAAUGGCAACAGCUUUGGUGGCUCGGGAUACUCAAAAAGCUGGAAUUCCCAGUCACCCUAUGAUGGGAGUGGAGUAAUUGUCUUUCUGGUACUGCUGGGUCUGGCCUAUGGGGUGUACAAACUAUUCCUGAGCACACCUCCUAUGCAGCAAGAGCAACAUCCACCUAAUUAUGAUGGACAUGAUGACCAACAUUACAGCCAUGCUAACGCACCUCCUCCACCACCUGGUUUUAAGUCGGACUUUACAGGAAAUACGUCUGGAUUUGGAGGUUUUAGUAAACCGUCUUCCUAUGGGAGCCAAGCAACACAAGGACCUGGAUUUUGGACUGGUUUAGGAACUGGUGGUGUAUUGGGAUAUCUGUUUGGCAAUCGGAGGUCACAGCCUCACUAUACAGCUUCUUCACCUUAUCAUAACACAUGGAGUGCACCCUCUUUCUCUGGAUCUACAUUCAGUUCUUCACAAAGUUCUGGUGUGAGAACCGCAUCAGGCUUUGGGGGAACAAAAAGAAGAUGAAAGAUGCUGUGUAUGGAGAAAAUCAACAGAGAGAUUUUUUUUUUUUUUGUCUCGCCCGCUGGUGAAGAUUAAUAAUAUAUCAAAUAAGUGUGAAUAUUUAAUAUACUUGCAUAGAGUUAAUGAAACAUUGUGGGUGGAUGAUUUUAGUCUUUGAUUUGCACUUUAACUUUUCUGAUUGUGAGUCAGUAAUGUGAAAUCCUUCUGUGUGCAGAAACUGUAAUAGUCCUCGUUAG